ACGUUUAGAAAUUCGAUUCCGACUAAGCGUAAACUUCUUGAUUGAUUUUAUUCUGUUCACUUUAUUUUAAAUUUUCUUGUGAGCUUAGAAUACGUUGAAGUAAUUUCUUACAGAUUUUGAUUCUAACUAAACCGCUCGUUUAUUAAUAAUGGCAGAUCGAUUGACCCAGUUGCAGGAUACGAUUAAUCAGCAAGCAGAACACUUCUGUAACAGCAUCGGCGUCCUUCAACAAUUCUCAUCGCCGAGUAAAUUCCCGGGUUUCGAUCGCAGCGGUUCACAAACGCCACAACAGCAACAAAAUCAGGAAGACUAUGCGAUGCUAUUUGCGACACUGAUAUCUCGAUGUGCUAAGGAUAUCGAUACUCUUAUCGAGUCAUUGCCAAGUGAAGAAAGUUCAACAGAGCUGCAGGUUCAAAGUCUGAAGCGUUUGGAAGCUGAAAAUAAAGAAGCCGCGGAACAAUUAGAGGAGGUAGUCCGUCAAGGAGAGAUACUCUUAGAGAAAAUACAAGGAGCCCUAAGUGACAUCGCCCAAUCCCAGCUAGACAUGCAGAACCCUCAGCUCAUACUCAAUAAGGAUAUAAAGCCCCAAUUAUAGAAAUUAAAGCCUGUAUAUAAUAUUAGCAUUUCAGAAAAUGACUUAUUGUCUACAUUUAGGUAGUAAAUAUCAGCUGUAUUAUUAAAAUCAUAUUAAACAGUACUAAUAUAAAAUUGUCAUGAAUAACCAAAAAGGUCUUAUAUAUACCAUACUGUUUGUCGUUUGAACCUUUUAGUGAUGUAGGAAUUUUAUGUUGUUUUUAAGCCAGUACAUCAACUAACUAUAAGAUUUGUUCAAUAGAUAUUAUCUUAAAUUAACGCAAUAGGGUGAAUAAGUUUAUGUAAAUAGAAUAUAAAAGGAUUUAUACUGAAA
This is a messenger RNA of Danaus plexippus (monarch butterfly), 907 nucleotides long. It is a transcript of the gene MED21, whose product is annotated as mediator of RNA polymerase II transcription subunit 21. Bases 149 to 595 code for a protein of 148 amino acids. Gene Ontology annotation, cellular component: mediator complex. Lineage: Eukaryota; Metazoa; Arthropoda; Insecta; Lepidoptera; Nymphalidae. Gene Ontology annotation, biological process: regulation of transcription by RNA polymerase II. The transcript has 3 exons. The record is from RefSeq and is a predicted model, not a curated record. Gene Ontology annotation, molecular function: transcription coregulator activity.